Scheffersomyces stipitis CBS 6054 is the source of this 891-nucleotide messenger RNA. RefSeq lists its product as uncharacterized. The coding region runs from base 1 to 891 and encodes 296 amino acids. Lineage: Eukaryota; Fungi; Ascomycota; Pichiomycetes; Serinales; Debaryomycetaceae. The transcript has a single exon. The record is from RefSeq and is a predicted model, not a curated record.
AUGACAUUUUUCUCUGAGUUGAUUCCAAAGAAAGAACUCCGAGAUCUUAUCGUAGUCUUCACCUCCGAUUUACAACUGAAAAUUCAAUACUCAGAAUCUGAUACUAAGGCAAUAUACACGAUUUCAAAUAUUACAGCCUUUUCUGUCUAUCUUGAGAAACUAUUGGUACAAGAGUUCAACCAAAUCCAUGUAAUUAUUCAGUUUCGGUCCUAUCAGCGCACACUUGAAAUAAUUAAUUUCUUGUACCGAUUGGAAUGCAACAGAGAUGCAAUCAAACAAACAUACCAGAACGAAUUCAAUGCCAAUUUGAACCUGCUCUCCAAAGCAAAUGAAACAGGAAGCCUCUUGGUUGGCUUGGGACCUGGCCAAUGUGAUCUACCAGUACAAUUCCGCUUCUCGAUUGUCCUUGACUCCUCAGUCUUGCUAGGGGAUCCUUUAUCUAAAAGAAGUAUUGCCCUACAACAGCAUUUAAGAUAUAUCGCUCUUAAACACGGCGGAUCGAUAUAUGUGGUAUCAAAUUUCAAGCAGGUUCUUCUGGCCCCUGCUGAUUUAGUUCUCACAAAAAGAGAACCACAACCUAUCUACGAACAAGAAGUGUCUGACUGUGACUCUUCCGAUCAAAUUGUUAUAAAUCAACAUAUCCCAAGAGCCUGGGACUCCUGGAACAAAAUUCUUCUUGUAUCUAAAUCGGCCAAUGCCGUUUCUGAAUUCUUAUUUCUGAAUGAAGAAGAUAUUGAACAAUUCGACAAGGAUUACACUAGUAGCUUUUCUGCUAAUUCAGUUGAUGCCACAUCCAAACUUUUCCGAUCACAAGAUUCAGUGAAGACAGACACAGAAAUCUCAAAGCCAGAAACCAAAUCUUAUUCAUUAUCUGAACUUCUCAGUGUAUGA